UUUUUUUUUUUUUCUCUCACACACUUUCUCUUUCUUUAUUUUUCUUGAAUUAUAAAAGGAUCAUAAAGAAGGGACUGAACCUCUUUUUCUCUUUUUUUUCUUUUUCUCUUUUUCUUUUUAUAUAUAUUCCUUUUCUCUUUUUUAUUUGAAGACACUUAUUAAUAGCAUCUUCCCCAUUCCUUUCCUUAUACAUUAUCACCUUACCUUUUUAUUACUACGCCUUUUAUAUCAUGACUCCUUCUACUUUUACCACUUUUACCGUUCUUAUUAAAAAGAUUGCUAGAAAAGGAACUCUUCGAAGAAAACUUACUACAAAGAAACAUCAACAACAUGAACCAAUUGAUCAAACCACUAGUUCUCAUGAUCAAGAUAUGGCUUCUGUUAGUACUUGUUCCACCAAUGAAGAAGAAAAGCCUCCUAUCACCGUGCUGGCCACAACCACGAAAACUAAUGAAAAAGAACACUUGACAACCUUAUCAUCACUACCUUUAAAGGAGAAGGAAGAUGAUGACAAGGAGAAUACCAAAUCAACAAGAAAUAGUGAUGUCAGCAAUAUACAACAAGAGGAAUCGACGAUACCAAUGAUAUAUAUACGAGAUUUUGCUUAUCCUGUAUCAUCACCUUUACAUAAUGGAUUGAAUGAUAAAAGAAUGACCAAUGGAUCUCAAAUCUCAUUAUCAUCAUCAAGAUUCAAUGGAUGUCAAGCUAAAGCUCUUUACGAUUUCAUUCCGGAAACUGAAUAUGAAAUUGCCAUGAAAAGUGGACAAGUGAUUUGGAUUCAAUAUCGUCAAUGUACUGGAUGGUUGAUUGCCGAUGUGGGUGAUGAAACUGGUCUUGUGCCUGAAUCUUAUAUUGAAUUCAUUUGAUAAUGGUUAUUUGUGGCUGUCAUUUGUGUAUUAUUUUUCCCUCCUCUUCCCCUUUUUUUUUUUAUGAUUACUUUAUUAUUAUUAUUAUUACUAUUGUUUAUUUAUUAUCUAUUUUAUAUCCUCCACAAUCCUUUCCAUGACUUUUUUUUUUCCUUCUGUGUGUCUUUGUUUUUAUAUAUCUAGUCUCAUCCAUCCUUCUUUAGUAUAUCUUUUUAUACAGUAUUUGUAAUGACAAUCAAUAAAACUUUAUUUCUCCAUUC
Messenger RNA from Halteromyces radiatus, 1126 nucleotides. RefSeq lists its product as uncharacterized. Gene Ontology annotation, molecular function: protein binding. Bases 231 to 866 code for a protein of 211 amino acids. The transcript is spliced from 3 exons. NCBI's taxonomy places the organism in Eukaryota, Fungi, Mucoromycota, Mucoromycetes, Mucorales, Cunninghamellaceae. The record is from RefSeq and is a predicted model, not a curated record.